CGUCAGAGUCCAACGGAGCGAAGGAAGGAGGAAAGACGGAGUACCAAAAAAAAAAAAAAAGGGAAGGAGGGUGUGAUAAGGCCGAAGAGAGCGGACCGAGGCUGCCUCAGAGACAGACCUGCGUCGUGCACAGCGCGGGCGGACGCACGGACAGACAUGGAGGGCUCCACGGAGGAAGAAUACAAAGAGAAAUUAUUAUGGAGCGUCAAACGAGAGGUAAAGCAGAUUAUGGAGGAAGCAGUGACUAAGAAAUUUGUCCACGAAGACAGCAGCCACAUCAUUGCUCUAUGUACUGCAAUCGAGGCUUGUCUGGGUCACUUGCUGAAGAGAAGGGCAGCUGGUUUUCUCCGCAGUGACAAGAUCGCUGCCCUCUUCACCAAAGUCGGCAAAGUCUACGACACCGCUGGCGAGGUUUGCCGCAAAGUGCAAGAACAGCUGCAGCAGCAGGCUGAUCUCACCAGGAGAACUCAGAACGUGGCACAUGAGCCUCUGAGGAGACAGGGCUCGUCCACCACCAGCCGUCCCCCUCAGCCCCUCUCUGCUCAGGCCAUCAAACACAUCUGGGUCCGUACAGCUCUUUUUGAGAAAGUUCUGGACGACAUAGUGCAGUACAUUGUGGACAACUCCAGUAAAUACUACGAGAGAGAAGCUUUAAUGCAUGACUCAGUCUUCGGGCCCAUCUUGGCAGCCCUGCUAGUGGGGCCCUGUGCUCUGGAGUACACCAAGCUGAAGACAUCGGAUCAUUUAUGGACCGACCCCUCAGCUAAUGAGCUAGUCCAGCGCCACCGCAUACAUGGGGCCCACCGGAGUCAGGACACCACGGCUGGCCGCCGACCUGCCCUUGGGAUCCGCAAGAGACAGUCCAGUGGCAGCAUGUCAGAGGACAGGUUUGCUGCAUCAGCGAGAGAGUAUGUGGAGUCCCUUCACCAAAACUCCAGAACACAUCUUCUCUACGGCAAAAACAACGUCCUGGUGCAACCGAAGAAGGAGAUGGAGGUGUUGCAGGGCUACUUGUCGCUCCACCAGGCUGGGGAUAACCUCACUCUGAAAUGGACCCCCAACCAGCUCAUCAAUGGAACAUUGGGAGACUGUGACCUGGAGAAAAGUAUCUACUGGGACUAUGCACUGACUGUUCCUCUGCGCCAGAUUGUCUGCAUCCACUGCCAUCAACGCUCGGAUUGUGGUGGUACACUAGUUCUGGUAAGUCAGGAUGGGAUCCAGAGGCCGCCCCUUCACUUCCCCCCUGGUGGUCACCUCCUGGCUUUCCUCUCUUGCCUAGAAACAGGCCUCUUACCACGUGGUCAACUGGAACCCCCUCUCUGGUCCCAGAAAGGCAAGGGAAAAGUGUUCCCAAAACUGAGGAAGAGGAGCAGUGCUGCCCGGCUCAUAGACCAGGACAGGAAUGGGGAGGAGCAGACAGCUGCUGACUAUGUGUUUCGCAUUGUCUACCCAGGAUACCACUACGACGCCAUCACUAUAAAUUACCACCACACCACGGGCAGCCGCGCUCCGUCGCUGGACGAUGACGAGGAAGAAGAAGAUAGGCUCCAUGCUAUGAUCUCAAUGAUCUGCUCGCGGAACCUCACAGACCCUAAUGUCAUGAAAGACCAUGGGGAAAUGAUGGAGAUGCAGGGUUUUGGCGGAAGCCCAUCGUCAUGGCAACAGGCUGAAGUAAUCGCUCAUGAGUCCCUGUGUCAGUACUGCUCCGCAGCUGGUAGCAGUGUGUCAUUCGACUACCCAGCUGGCUGUACCUGCAUACACGACCCAUCAGACAUUCACACGAUUCCUCUAAAGAUGCUCUGCCAGAACAUGAAGAGGCAGAUCGUCUCCAGAGCCUUUUAUGGAUGGCUGGCCUACUGUCGACACCUGUCCACGGUUCGGACACAUCUGUCAGCUCUAGUCAACCACAACAUUGUUACUCCGGACAGACCAUGUGAGGCUUCUGGGGGCCUCAGCAAAGAGGUGUGGAGCAAGUACCAGAAAGACUGUAAGGUUUUCAUGUCAGUGGAUGAGCCAGAGGCAGGCAGCCAGGAGACCCCAAGUGGAGAGGACAGCACUCCCACCAUGACCACCUUAGUCCCGCCUGCUGCUCUUCCCCAAGAGGAGCGUCCUCUAGUGGAGUUUGACUCCCCGGACUCGGGUCUCCCCUCCUCCAGAAACUACUCAGUGACCUCUGGUCAUUCCCAGAUCCUGUCAAGCAUAGAUGAUGGUCAGAGCACAGAGGAGGAAGGGGGAGGCGGGGAUGAGGGCAGGACUCUAGGUGUGCUGGGGGGGCACGAGGACUCUCUUACCGAGGACAGGCUGUGUUGCCAAUUGGACAAACUGGUGACCAAUGGAGCAUCUGCUGAGAGGAUAUCACCAUCACUGUCGUCAUAUACAAUUGAGCUGUUGGACAUAGUCGCCCUGAACCUCCACAGGAUAGACAAAGAUGUGCAACGAUGUGACAGAAACUACUAUUACUUCACUACAGCCAACCUGGAGAAACUACGCAACAUCAUGUGCAGUUAUGUGUGGGAACAUUUGGAGAUAGGCUACGUUCAGGGUAUGUGUGACCUGCUCGCUCCACUCAUGGUCAUCCUUGAUGAUGAGAGCCUGGCGUACAGCUGUUUCACUCAGCUAAUGAAGAGGAUGAGUCAGAACUUCCCUAAUGGAGGAGCCAUGGACACACAUUUUGCCAACAUGAGGUCACUGAUCCAGAUCCUGGAUUCUGAGUUGUUUGAACUGAUGCAGCAAAAUGGAGAUUACACUCACUUCUACUUUUGUUACCGCUGGUUCCUGCUGGACUUCAAGAGAGAGCUCCUGUACGAGGAUGUGUUUGCAGUGUGGGAGGUGAUCUGGGUGGCUCCCAGAAUUUCCUCACAACACUUUGUCCUCUUUCUGGCCUUGGCACUGGUCACAGUUUACCGUGAGAUCAUCAUGGACAACAACAUGGACUUCACUGACAUUAUCAAGUUCUUCAAUGAAAUGGCUGAGCGUCAUGAUGUCCAACAUAUCUUGAAGAUAGCACGCGAGCUGGUCCACAAAGUUCAGUCUCUGAUGGACAACAAGUGACCGAAGAGGAGGAGGAGAAAUGGGAAAAUGCAGAGGGAGAAAAUGUUUUCUCCCCCAGAGUGAUUUCCAGAGCUCCAUCGAUCCAGAGAAGGUCCAGAGGGUUCAGGUCUCCUCCCUGUCCAGAAGAAGGUCCUGAGAGUGGGGCCGCGGUGCUGCUGAAACAGACUGGCUCUGGAGCUUGGCCUGGAUCUGUUUACAUUUACCUUCACAAGGAAUGCUCAUGGUGUCUGUUCAGACAUGUGGAUUUGUCUGCAUGCUUGUAAGUUUGAUCACACUGUGAGCGCAUUCUUAAUUCUCCCCAGUCUUGCAGAGUUUGUGUGCGUGCAUGAAAAUACACACAACACACAUACACACAGAUACAAACACACACAUGCACACUCAAAAUCAGACAUUAAUCAGUACUCCGAGUUCUAGAGUGUCCCCCCUUUCUUCAACUCUGAAACAGAACAUAUUGGAUAGAGGCUGAAGCAUUCUCAGUGUGUGUUGGAUGUUUUCCUCCAGCAGAGGCCAGUAAUGUUCAGGAUUUACACAGAGGAGCAGAGGACUAAGCCACGAAGAGUGACCAAAUGGACUGUGCCAACUACCUUUCAUGAGUGUUUUCUACAACUAGCAUGAGUGUUUUUACCCCUACCCUAUCCCAGUUUUUCCUUUUGUCAAGGAGUUUAUUAUCACACAAAUGUUGCCUUUAUCAGUAACAGUCCAAGGUACUUGUUGCACUUUUUGUGAGGGUUUCCUUCCUGGAGCCUGUGAAGGCCUCACCACAGUCAGUGGAGGCUGGAGGUGCCACAAGAGGCCAAAUUAUUGAGAAACUCAGGAUGAUUUGCAGCCGACUUUUCUGAGCAUGUCAGUCAGUGGUCAGAGCAUGUUUAAUCCUUGUUCCAAGAUGGAAAACCAAACUAACAGCAGAGCACAACAGUUAUGACAAAAGCACAUAGGCCAUCCUCUUUCACACAAAAUUUUCUCUUUUUUACCCCAUGAUUUUAUUGUAUGGCUCUAACAACCAUUGAGGUCAGGUCCUUAGGAACAUCUCUGCAAUUUGGGAAUUUAGAUGCUUUGAUUAAAUACACAUAUUAUACAUUUGUUUUUUUUUUGGUAUUUCAAAAGAAUUACAGUAAUAGUUUUAGCCAAAAUUCUGAAUAAAAAAGGGAUUAACUGUUCCCAAUCAUACAUGCAGCACAUCACAGAUAUGUUUAGUAGUGUGGGGAGGGCUUUUAAACAGGAUUUAGAGCAUACAUUUACAACAACACAAUGUAAAGGAUUAAUGAAUAAAUACAAGAUUAAAUUCUGUGAUUGGUUUUUAUUCUCAGCAAUACUUUAAAAUAUCAGUGUUGCUUAGUGACUAGCCAAUAGUUUAUUCAAUGUGUUUAGCUGAACUGAGCUCAGUAACUAAGAUCAGCCUGUUUUACUGCUUAAAGUUUCAGUGUGUAGAAUUUAGUGAAAUCUAGUGGUGAAAUUGCAUGUCGCAACUGAAUGCCCCUCAUCUCACCAUCACCUUCCAAACAUGAAAGAGAAUCUGUAGUAGCCUUCAGUUGUCAUAAAAAUAUUUUUAGCUUGUCCAGUUUGGCUUACUGUAAAAAACAUGGUGGCCUUCAUAGAGAGGACCCACUUGAUGUAAAUAUAAAGCAUAUAAAUAUAAAGGCCCGAUUCUAGUGUAAAGACAACAACAAUUCAUACAAUCCAGAUGAAACACAUUAGUGAAAACAUGACAAGGAUUAAUUUUCAUUAAAUUUAAGCCAAUAGAUUCCUUUAACCUAAAUCUUACACACUGGACCUAUAAAGUUUCAGAAGAAUUGGUGAUCAAAGGAUAUUUGAAAAGAUAAAACUGAAUUAAGUAUCAUAGGUCUGAGACUGGUGAGGAGAAUAAGACAUGACAGUCUGAGACAAAAAGGCUAUGAGAAGAUUAAAAAAAACUUGAAUUGAAUGAGGCUGACAUUCUAUAUUUUAUUAUUGUCAACAGAUCCCAUGAAAACACAUAAACUGUCUGUUCUACUGAAGACAAAAAUCUUUAAAGCUGCUUUCAGAUAUGGAGACACUUAAAACAAGCAGCCAUUUUGAGCCUACUUUACAAUACAUAGUGCAUUUGUUGGGGACUGUUUUCAGUGGCAGAGUAAUACACAUCUGGUGUUAUACUGAGUAGUUACAGUGGCAGGAUGAGGGUUAAAGGUUUCCCCCUGGAUUAAGAAUCUGUAUAUCCCCAUUUAGUCUGAAUAUUCAUUUCAUGAAGGGAGUUUGAGAAAUGGACUGUGGUUAACAAAUCAUAUUAUAUGCACACUUAUUAUAAUUUUAGGAUAUUACUGUUUUAUACAUUUUACAUAAUGUGGUAAUAAUGGAAUGCUCUUCACAAAGUGCUCCAUAUAUAGAAAGUUGGAAAAGCACAAAGUCAUGUGUCAGAUUCGUAGUUGACCUGAGGUGUUGUGAGAUAUGAGUGCUAUACUCUUGGACAUUUAGUUGUUACAUAAGGACAAUCUUCUGCUCAGGUUCAUUUCUCAAGUUCAAGAUUAAGUUGCAGAUUCAGUGUAGUUUUACUAACCGAUUCGGCAAUCAGCUUUAUUCACCCAUUCCAAUCAAUAUAGUUUACCACACAGUAUAUAUGUAUCUACAAGAUGCGUUGUAAGGCUUUACUGCAGACAGUAGCCUCCGAUAUGUGAAUGAACAGGUGCACAAAUCAUAGUCUAACGACAGUAAUACACUACAACAUGUCACCCAGUGUUUUUAACAGAGCUCCAUGUGUUCACAUAUCACAUAUAUCAGGCUUUACCUGUCACCAAGUCACAUUGUGUUGGUUUGGGUCUUUUCAUGGGGUUGCAUUAGGAAAAUGAAAUACCUUCAGCUCUAUUCUUGCCGUGUUUUCCUUUGGAAUUGGAGUCAAACAUGCACAUUGAUCUGAAGUCAGCAUGGAAGCAGCUGAGCGGUGCUGUCAGGAAAAGUGGUUGCAGUCAUCCAUGUUGAACCCGAUUUUUCUCCUGCCUCGAGUCUAGCCUCAGAAAAGAAGACAAGCUCAGAAUAGGAUGGUCUAAGUAACAGACCCCUGGUCACAGGUCAAAAAAAGUACCUGAGACAAAAGCUGCUUUUGAUGCCAAACUUUGUUGAGUGUUCAUUGAAUCAGUAUUAGGUUAGGAUUGGCUUCACAGUAAUAGCACAGAAUACAUCAAUAGUUACAUCUGAAGGAAAUUUGGGACAAUUUUGAUAGCGUUUCCAAUCCCCUUCUCAGUGUGACCCUUUAUCUCCACCCGCCUCACCUCUUUCAAAUGUCCAACAUGGCUGCAUAUGAUUGGUCAUCCAGCAUGGACCUGCACCUGUGAUUCAAGUGCCAAGAGUCUUCCCCAAUCCUGAAGUGCACUGUAGUCAUCUGGCUCUCUGAUUGCUAGUUUGAUCCCAAGAAUGGGCGGCGACGUGGAUGUGCCUUGCUACGGACUCUUCCCCUCCCCCCUCCUGCCUCCACAGCGACAGAGUGGGUGCCAUAAGUGAAACCUGGGCCCAUAGCAGAGCCUUUUCUUCCAAUCAGGACAUUGUGUACCAAAGCCUUGAAACUAGAGCCCGACUGAUAUUAGAUUUUUUGGGGCCGAUUAUGAUCGCGUGUUUUGGGGACUUAAAAAAUUCUAAUAGAUUGGUAUGUUCUGGAUUAAUUUGAUAGGUUUUGCUAUGUGCUUCUUUUGUCUCUGUUCACCUGCCCAGAGACUAAUAAUGAACAUUUACGAACUAUUAAAAUGUGGCACAAAUUUGUCUGAGAUUCAUUUUUUUCUGCAUUAUAUUCUGUAAAAAAAUAUGAUAUAGGUCUACAUGGGCAGAGAAAAUCGGCUGACUAAUGUAUCGGUCGGGCUUUACUUGAAACAGCCCCCUCUGUGGCAUGACAACAAUGUGCAAUUUCAUACAGCAUCUGACUGUUUACUAUGUGUGUAAAAUAUUUUUGAAAAUGGUGAUCUUGGAUUCUGUAAUUUCUGUCAUUUGAGAAAACCCAUCAAACUCUAUAUUCCUGUGAAUAUGAAUCGAGAACCCAAUAUUUCUAUGAGGACAGUCAGAACAUAUAACUUAUUUUGAGAUCUAUUUUUUAUGUUGGUUUUAGCGGCAAUAUAGUCGAAGCUGUAAACUGUGCACAGCUACAGAUUGUGUGCAGACUAUGUACACGUUGACUGUUAAGUGUUCUUUCUCAAUGUUGUGCACUGACUUUAAGAAUUCAAAUUUCUAUUUAUUUAGAGAGCCAGUGAUUGCAUUGCUGAAUAUGUACUAGUAAGGAUGUAUCAUUUGCCUUGAAUGUACUGUAUUAUUAAAUAA
This is a messenger RNA of Paralichthys olivaceus (Japanese flounder), 7323 nucleotides long. NCBI's taxonomy places the organism in Eukaryota, Metazoa, Chordata, Actinopteri, Pleuronectiformes, Paralichthyidae. The record is from RefSeq and is a predicted model, not a curated record.